AUGGAGACGCACAUCUCGUGCCUGUUCCCGGAGCUGCUGGCCAUGAUCUUCGGGUACCUGGAGGUGCGGGACAAGGGCCGGGCAGCGCAGGUGUGCACGGCCUGGCGGGACGCCGCCUACCACCGCUCCGUGUGGCGGGGCGUGGAGGCCAAGCUGCACCUGCGCCGCGCCAACCCCUCGCUCUUCCCCAGCCUGGCGGCGCGGGGCAUCCGGCGGGUGCAGAUCCUGUCGCUGCGGCGCAGCCUGAGCUACGUGAUCCAGGGCAUGGCGGAGAUCGAGAGCCUCAACCUGAGCGGCUGCUACAACCUCACCGACAACGGGCUGGGCCACGCCUUUGUGGCGGAGAUCGGCUCGCUGCGGGCGCUUAACCUGAGCCUCUGCAAGCAGAUCACCGACAGCAGCCUGGGCCGCAUCGCCCAGUACCUCAAGGGCCUCGAGGUGCUGGAGCUGGGCGGCUGCAGCAACAUCACCAACACCGGCCUCCUACUCAUCGCCUGGGGUUUGCAGCGCCUCAAGAGCCUCAACCUGCGCUCAUGCCGCCACCUCUCUGACGUGGGCAUUGGGCACCUGGCGGGCAUGACCCGCAGUGCAGCUGAGGGCUGCCUGGGCCUGGAGCAGCUCACGCUGCAGGACUGCCAGAAGCUCAGCGACCUCUCACUAAAGCACCUGGCCCGAGGGCUGGGACGCCUCCGCCAGCUCAACCUCAGCUUCUGUGGGGGCAUUUCAGAUGCGGGGCUGCUCCACUUGUCCCACAUGAGCAGCCUGCGCAGCCUCAACCUGCGCUCCUGCGACAAUAUCAGCGACACAGGCAUCAUGCAUCUGGCCAUGGGCAGCCUGCGCCUUUCGGGCCUUGAUGUUUCCUUCUGUGACAAGGUGGGGGACCAGAGCCUAGCCUAUAUCGCACAGGGCCUGGAUGGGCUGCGUUCCCUCUCCCUUUGCUCCUGCCACAUCAGCGAUGAGGGCAUCAACCGUAUGGUGCGUCAGAUGCAUGGGCUCCGCACACUCAACAUUGGCCAAUGUGUCCGUAUCACUGACAAGGGCCUGGAGCUCAUUGCAGAGCACCUCAGCCAGCUCACAGGCAUUGAUCUUUAUGGCUGCACCCGCAUCACUAAGCGGGGCUUGGAGCGCAUCACCCAGCUGCCCUGUCUCAAGGUGCUCAACCUGGGACUUUGGCAAAUGACUGAGAGCGAGAAGGUCAGGUGAGAGGAGGGGGCACCUGGAGACCUCCAUCCUCUCUGGAGGGACUCACUGACUGACUGCUGCAAUGGAGGAGAGAGAGAGUGGAGGGAGGGCACACACAGAGCCAUGCUACCUGUCCACUCCAGCACUGGAAGGAGGGAGGGAUAGAGAGAGCCCACCCCUAUCCUUUCCAUGCCACCUACCCACCUCUGCACUGGCUGGGGCAGGAGAGGGAAGAGAGAGAACCUCCAUUUCUUCCAUGCCAUCACCAGCCCUCCAUUGGGAAAUACAGUACCCCUUUCCUCAUCCUUCUCUGCAUUGGGGAUAGAGGCCUGCAAUUUUACGCACUGGGGCUGGAGAUACCCCUCCCCAUUCCAGCUAUGAUUCUACCCCCUCAUGCACUAGG
Emys orbicularis (European pond turtle) is the source of this 1585-nucleotide messenger RNA. It is a transcript of the gene FBXL14, whose product is annotated as F-box and leucine rich repeat protein 14. NCBI's taxonomy places the organism in Eukaryota, Metazoa, Chordata, Testudines, Emydidae. Bases 1 to 1203 code for a protein of 400 amino acids. The transcript has a single exon. The record is from RefSeq and is a predicted model, not a curated record. Gene Ontology annotation, cellular component: SCF ubiquitin ligase complex. Gene Ontology annotation, molecular function: protein binding. Gene Ontology annotation, biological process: SCF-dependent proteasomal ubiquitin-dependent protein catabolic process.